CAGAGGAAAAUGGGGGUUUGUUUCUGGGAGCAAGAAAGAUCCCCCAGAGAACGAUUCAUCUUAUGAGAGAUGGAUGCAAGAGAACUACACAGUGAUUGAGUGGCUUGUGAAUUCAAUGCAGCCACAGAUUAGUCAACACUAUCUUUGGAUGAACUUGGCUAAGGAAAUCUGGGGUAGUGUUGCAGAAACCUACUCCCAGAAAUUGAAUGUUGCCAAAGCCUAUAAACUGAUGAGUGAUGUGAAGAAUCUAAGACAGGGGGAGAAAUCCCUUGUGGCAUACUUCUCAACCCUGAAAUCUUUAUGGCAAGAGAUUGAUCUGAUAGAGGCUGUAACAUGGGAUAACCCCAAUGAUGCUGAAACAUACAGGAAAUUAGUUGAAAAGAAUAGGGUCUUUGAGUUUCUAACUGGGCUGAAUCCUGAAUAUGAUAUCACAAAACAAAACAUUUUGUCCAAGGAAAGUGUUUCAUUGUCGCAAGCAUAUGCUUUGGUCAGCAGUGAAGAGAGUAGAAGACAAGUACAGGUUCAAGGAGUUGGCAUCAAUGAUCAUUUUGCAAAUAUGGGGGUUAAACCCAAAGGGGUUAUAGGGACUCCCAGUGGCACGAGAAAGAAGGAGAUGGUCUGUGAAUAUUGCAAGAAGCCGAAACACACCAAGGACAAGUGUUGGAAAUUGCAUCCCAGUCUUGUCCCUGUUCGGUUCCAGAAGAAAAAUGAUAGUAGAAAGACAGGGAGUGCAAAUGCAGCCAUGGGUACAGAUACUGAAGUUGAGUCUGCCUGUGCAUAG
Messenger RNA from Nelumbo nucifera (sacred lotus), 781 nucleotides. NCBI's taxonomy places the organism in Eukaryota, Viridiplantae, Streptophyta, Magnoliopsida, Proteales, Nelumbonaceae. The record is from RefSeq and is a predicted model, not a curated record.